CGAUAUCGAAACAUAACUUGCCAAAUAACUAUACAGAUUGGUUGUGUACACAUAAAACAAGUUUUGAAAAAAAAAGAAAGUGCUAAUUUUAUUGCAAGGCAUAAACCCGUGUUUGGAACAUAGAGAAACAAUUGAAGGGCAGUGCAAACUUGAAUUGUAAUUAUAUUGAAAUGAAACAUGGCUAACGAAAACAAUGAUUACUACAAGCUUGACCCUGGCUUCCAAAUUGUGUCAAGAAAGGGCCGAGGCAAGAAGAAAUGGAAGUCUAAGGCAAAGUACUCAUCGAACAACAGCACAGGAGAUUCCAAAAGUGAAUCCGACACUUUAGAAUUGGGAGAGAAUUCUAACGUAAUGGAUGACGUUGCCGACGUUAGCAGUGGAGUAGAAGACUCUGAAGAAGUGACAUAUAGAGACAUUCUGACAGCGCAGGAUAGCUCCAAUACUGUUCCUCGUGCAGAAAAUAGAGUAUCAUUAGACGCCAUGAUGAAUGCACCACCGGAAUACGCAAAAAGCGAAGAGGUAAUGACCGCAGAGUUAAAAACACUAGAAAGUUCUUUAGAAAAAUUUAAUAUGGAAGACGAAUCUGUGUUUACGGAGAGUAGUGAACCAAAGAUGGAGUACGUAAUCAAUAAGAGAGCUUUGCCAAAAGAAGCGACGACUUAUGAAUUGGAGAAAUUCGAGAAGAAUGCGCUGAUUAUCUUUAAUCAGGAGAAUAUUGAGGGGCAUCAGCGUAGAUUGGGGACAGAGCAGGACGUGGAAGCUUUGACGAGCACUUUUGGGAGUUUCGGCUUUGAAGUCACACCGCACAAGGAUUUGACACAUGAUGAACUGUUUAAGGAGCUUAAAACGUUCAGCGAGAAGGACUUUACAGACUACGGGUGUGUCGCCGUUGCAGUAUUAACACAUGGGUCUAACAAUGGUCUUCUGAGGGCCAAAGACCAGCAGUACAGCGAGAUCAAGAUCAUUAACCAUUUCAAAGAUUACUCCAAGUCUACGCUCGUGACGAAGCCUAAGCUAAUUAUUAUUCAGGCGUGUCGGGGCACUAAAAUCAAGGAGGGAGUCCCCGUAUUCCGGUCAGGCAAGAUUCGCAAGGACUUGGAUGAAGAGGAUUUGGAACCUUAUAUCCUGCCCGUAGAGUCUGAUUUGCUGAUUCUACACAGCUCGUAUGUUGGCAGCCCAUCACACAGAAAUGAGCUGCAUGGCUCCUGGUUCAUCCAAGCCCUAUGCAACAAAAUCAACGCUCUCUCUACGACGCACGACCUGGAAUCCAUCAUCACGGAAGUAAAACGAGAGGUAGCGAUCAACAAGCAACAUGAAGAGUACAACAGAAGAACGUUCGAGAUGGAUAUUAACAAACAAAUGCCGGUCAUGACAUCAACCCUCAUUCGAAAAUUGUAUUUGAAAAGGUUUGGGGAUAUUCCCAAGACUCCGACAUUUGUAGACCGGGCCAGGAGAAGCAGUGACUCCAAGAACCAGGUCUUAGAUGCAAGUAUGGCCAGUUCUCCUGGAACGCCCUUGUUGAUCCAAUUUGGACCUUGUAACUGUUUUUUGGAUCACUUUACGUAUAUGAGAAACUGUUUGAGGUAUUUCGUCGAAGAAAAUCCUCAUGAUGUGGCAGGACAAAGUAUUUUGGAUGUCGCCAAUACUUUUGAAGAUGGCGUCGAAUUUAAUACUUCUAAGGAUAGAAUGUGUAAAGCAAUUAGCUACUAUUUAAUGACCAACGCUCGAUCUAGCCACUUUUAUAAAUAUCUUUAUUUCUAUAACUCACCGCGGUCACCACCACAAACGCCUUUUUUUAAUAAUAAAAAUUAGUGAAUCAAUUCA
Helicoverpa armigera (cotton bollworm) is the source of this 1824-nucleotide messenger RNA. RefSeq names its product caspase-8 (gene Casp-4). The record is from RefSeq and is a predicted model, not a curated record. NCBI's taxonomy places the organism in Eukaryota, Metazoa, Arthropoda, Insecta, Lepidoptera, Noctuidae. The transcript has 6 exons. Gene Ontology annotation, molecular function: cysteine-type endopeptidase activity. Gene Ontology annotation, biological process: proteolysis. Bases 178 to 1812 code for a protein of 544 amino acids.